Rhopilema esculentum is the source of this 1602-nucleotide messenger RNA. RefSeq lists its product as uncharacterized. The record is from RefSeq and is a predicted model, not a curated record. NCBI's taxonomy places the organism in Eukaryota, Metazoa, Cnidaria, Scyphozoa, Rhizostomeae, Rhizostomatidae. Gene Ontology annotation, molecular function: protein binding.
CUGGAUUAGCGUUAUAAAGGGGCUUUCUCUUGCGAUGUUAUCGAGAUAAAGUGAAAGGUCUGUGCGCAUGCACAGCAAAGGAAUGGAUUAAGCUGAAGAUUGCGUAUCAUGUUCGAUCAUUCGUAAUAAAAGGACGCAUAUUUUAUAUUCGAGGGCAAAUGUUUAUGGAAAACUCCUGAAGAUGAAGUUGUUGAUUGCAAUACUUCCAUUUCUUGUCAUGCUUUGUGCGCAGAUCCCAAAGAAUGAAGGGACCGAAUGUAAAGAUAUUUUGAAAAAAGCAGACUGCCUUUUGCUUGCGAAAUACGGGACAUGCAAAACCCAUGCAAAACGGAUGAAAACAAUGUGCCCCAAAACGUGCAACUUUUGCGCGUUUUCUCGGGCGUGCAAAUCGAAGAAGUGUCCAUACAAACAUGUCUGCCUGAUUGACGAUAACGAGACAGCCUACUGCAAGUGCGUUGCGAAAUGCUCAACUUUCGAUCAAAAGACAGGGCCCAUCUGUGCAGGCAAUGGGAAGACGUACAAAACAAUUUGCUCGAUGAAAAUGGAUCAGUGCAAGGAAAAGAAGUCAAUUCAUAUUUAUCAUUACGGAAACUGCAUAGACCCAGAUGCCUGUGAGGAUUUCAUGCCUUCGCUCUGCGCUGACUUAGCUAGAAAGAAAUUUUGUCAGACGUCACCACAACUGAUGCAGUUCUAUUGCCCUGCGAAAUGUCGACUGUGUCGACAGCCAGCUCCACAACCGUCGUGCUUUAAAAGUCGUUACGGGUGCUGUUGGAACAAAAACAAACCUGCAAAAGGGCCAAACCAAAAAGGAUGUGGAGCUUGCAGAGAGAAGUCUUUCUGUAAGGGAUUUAAAGAGCUAUGCAGUGACUACAAAAAUCUUGGGAUAAUGCGACACUCUUGCCCAAAGACUUGCGGCUAUUGCUGAACUUUGCGAAAUCAAUUCCACAUUGUCAUCGAUGAGUGACCUUUGGUAGCGUAUUAUAAUUGAUAGGGAUUUACGCUAAUAGAAAAUCUGAUGUGUAGAACAAGAAAUUAUUGUAUAUGUUUUACUAAAUUAUAGCUUCAGGUGUUCACCUUUAAACUGACAAUUAACUUUUAAAAAAUGUAAUUAUCUUUUGGUAUUAUGGGCAAUUACAGCCGACCCUAAUAAGCAAGAUCUAACAGAAAAGAAGAUCUUUGAUGUUUGAACAAUCCUUGCACAUCAAGGUCCUCAUCUACGUGUUUUUCAAUGCUCCACAAUAUCCUUGUAAAACCCACCCCAUGUUUGAUGUAACUCGCCCAUAGGGAUUUAAAGAGGAACAAUAGAGCUCAUAUGUUUUAAGAAAAGAUUAACACAUUGUCUCAUAAAAAUCUAUGCAUUUAUGCAUACAGUCUCACAUGCUUGUAUUUAUAUCGUAAUUGAUUAAUUCCGUUGUUGGAUAAUUAUAGCUUUGUUUGCCUCCAUGUCAAAUGAGUAGAGCUCAGUGGCGUUGCCAGCUCGAAAAAACUGGGGUGGACAAAAACAAAUUUUCUCGACCACGCCCUUCAGAUUCUUGGAAAAUCCAUUUUUUAGUAUUUUUAUCUAUUUUGAAAUAUUUGGACAAGCAACUUUCUCAAGCAGCA